Messenger RNA from Lizanozyma spartinae, 2307 nucleotides. It is a transcript of the gene SNT2, whose product is annotated as DNA-binding E3 ubiquitin-protein ligase. The record is from RefSeq and is a predicted model, not a curated record. Gene Ontology annotation, molecular function: chromatin binding; ubiquitin-protein transferase activity. Gene Ontology annotation, cellular component: Lid2 complex. The transcript has a single exon. Lineage: Eukaryota; Fungi; Ascomycota; Pichiomycetes; Serinales; Debaryomycetaceae. Gene Ontology annotation, biological process: histone catabolic process. The coding region runs from base 1 to 2307 and encodes 768 amino acids.
AUGGAAGGUAACUCGAAGGGAAUGUUUAGGCUUUCAGCUGGUGAUGCUAUUUAUAUGGUUUGUGAACCACCUGGAGAACCUUACUACAUAGGGAAGAUCAAAAGGUUUAUAGUAACGCAACCAGAACUCAAUAUUACCAGUCAUAUUGCAUCUCCUAAAGGUGUUUGUUUUCUUAUGCAAUGGUUUUAUAGACCUAAAGAUAUCUCGAAGUCUGGCCAUGAUCUGAGACUACUUUACUCUUCAAUGCAUACUGACAAGUGUCCUCUUAUGAGUUUUCGGGGUAAAGUUAGUCUAAUGUUGAAAUCAGACAUUGAAGAGUUCAUGAACAUGUCAUUGGAAGAAUAUGCCAGUCAUAAAGACCAUUUCUAUUUUGAUAAAUUGUUUGAUCGAUAUAUGCUUAAGUUUUAUGAUGUGAUUCUGACUCAAUCAUUACUACCAUAUGCUGAUUUGGAAGAUAAUCAUUCUCUGAACUUCAUAAGGUGUUUGCAUAAACGGUUUGAGUACAUUUUUGUUGAACCUUCCAGAGUGAAAACUUUGCUUAAUGGACUUAGUGAUAACACUUGUCAUUGUGAUAUCUGUGGUCAAUGGUGUUCUGCGGUCGACUCUGUAUCGUGUGGCUCGUGUCUCCAGCAUUACCAUAUGUUAUGUUUAGACCCUCCAUUGAUGACUAUGCCUAAAAAGGGGUUUACGUGGUCUUGUGGAACGUGUGCUAAGAACGAUGACUUGGCUUUUCAAAGCAAGAGAACACUUAUGUUAGAAACCAAUAAGGCCACUAACGAAAGUUCCUUACGAAGCCAAAGACGACUCGAAGAUCUUCAAGAUCAUCAAGAUGAGGUAGUAAUAGUAACGUCCUCUUCAACGUCAUUGGACUCUCUAACACACCCAUCUGAUUCUUCUUCUUCAGGUACUUUGUCAACAGAGAAGGAGCAUCUUCCCAAGUACGAGACUAUGGCUUCAAAGUUUUUAUUGAACGAUAUUAACUUAUCUUUGGAGGAAAGAAGACUACAGGAGGAAUGGACUAUAAGAUAUCUUGGCACAUAUGCCCGUUUGGAAGAUGCUGUUGAUGUCCAUGAUAGAAACCCUUAUCCCCGAGCAUCCACAAGAUUAGGCUACAAGCAUCAAGCAGUUUAUCUUCCUGAAUAUGAGGACCAUCCUAUUUAUUAUUAUGAUGGUGCAGAGGAUUUGGAUACCAAUAAUAAGAGAAGAGGUUGGGGUGGCCGGAGACGAAACCAGAAGAGCUCUACUCCAAGUUUCCAAGGGAAGAGACUUUCUGUCCCCAAAGAGUUCAUUGAUGUUGAUCCCAAAGAUUAUCCUCAAUGGUUACAACCCCGCCCACGAGGAUAUAUUGAAAGAGGACUUGAUGGAGGCAAAGAUAGCACCAGCACAUUAAUGUGGAAACCUGUGGAGGAGGAAAGGGAAGGUCAUUUGACUUUAUAUCUUGAAUCGUGUGCACCUAAGGCUAUCGAACUUGGGAUCUUACCCAGCAGUCCAAAUUUCAUGGACUUUAUUCUUAAAACUUAUCAUGACAAUGAAGGAGACUCGAAAGCAGCUUUAAAAUGUGUUUCAUCUUUGACCAGAGAAAUUCUUCGAGAGCCCACCUUUUCUCAAGAUGAAAUUGAAAGGUUUGAACAAGGUAUUAUGAAAUAUGGAAGUGAGUUACAUCCUACGUAUGUUGAAGUUAAGACACAAGAGCUUAGUAUGGUAGUUAGGUUCUACUACUUAUGGAAAAAGACCGAGAACGGAAGACGAAUUUGGGGAGGUUUUAAGGGAAGAAAGAAGAAUAAGUUCCAUGUUAAAGCAGCAGCAGCAGCAGCAGCACCAGAAACUUAUACCGAUGAUAACAUUGAAAUACUUGACAGCAUUUCAGAUAAUAUAAAAUGCAAACAUUGCUCCACCGAUUUUAGUGUUCAAUGGUAUAAAGUCACAGACACAGAACCGGACAACGGGAUGGUUGGGUUGUGCUUUAGAUGUGCGAAACUAUGGAGGAAAUAUGGUGUGGUAUGGGAAGAUCCAAUUACCUUAAAGAAGAAGAUCCAAGCACAAAUCCAAAAGAGAAGAUAUGAAUAUGAGUUAAUGGUGGAUGCUAUUGGAAUUGUCCAACAUUCAUUAAAACAUGGUGGUUUAACUAAUACCAAAAAGGGUAAUAUAAUUUCAUUAGAGCUGUCUACGGAAAACACACCAACCCCCCCACCUUCUAAAAAAGGUCGCCCACCAAAGAAGAAGACCACUAAUGAAGUGAAACGGAGCCGAACUCCGAAGAAAAUAAUGAAAACUAAUACCAAAGAGGAAGAAAAGGAUACAAAAUAA